Colius striatus (speckled mousebird) is the source of this 3636-nucleotide messenger RNA. It is a transcript of the gene PGS1, whose product is annotated as phosphatidylglycerophosphate synthase 1. Gene Ontology annotation, molecular function: CDP-diacylglycerol-glycerol-3-phosphate 3-phosphatidyltransferase activity. NCBI's taxonomy places the organism in Eukaryota, Metazoa, Chordata, Aves, Coliiformes, Coliidae. The transcript has 10 exons. Bases 401 to 2077 code for a protein of 558 amino acids. The record is from RefSeq and is a predicted model, not a curated record. Gene Ontology annotation, biological process: cardiolipin biosynthetic process. Gene Ontology annotation, cellular component: mitochondrion.
CCCGCGGCCCGCUCCGCUCCGCCUCUCCCGGCGCCGAGCCGCGGGGAGCCCGGGGCGGGGGCCGGCGCUCCCGUCCGUGACCGCACAGCGGGCCCGGGCCCGUCCCGCCGCGGGAAGAAGCCGCGUCCUUCCCCAGGAGCCGUUCGCCCGGGGCCGCGGUGGCCGGGGCGGCGGCGGGGGGGAAGGGCUCUGGGACACCGGGGGUGGCUGGGGCCGGCGGCUAAGCCCCCGGGGCUGGGGCCGGGCCGUGCCGCGGGCGCCGGGGCACGCAGCGGCCGCUCCCGGGCCGGGGGGGGACCGGCCGCAGGAGGGACCCGCCCGUCCCGCGGCGGCCCGGAAGCGGAAGCGCGGGGCGGCGCGUCGCCAUGGCAGCGGCCGGAAGCAGAAGGCGCGCGGGGCGAUGGUGGCGGCGGGCGGCGCGGCGCUGUGGCGGCGGCUGCUGGCGGCCUGGCUGCCGCGGGGCCGCCCGGGCCUGGCCGCGCUGCUCGGACGCCUCUCCGACCGCCUCUCCCGCGGCCGCGACCGCCGCGCCCGCAGAUCAUCAUGGCUACUUCUAGCCCCACUGCUCACAUCUCCCGUUCCUGUGAUCACAGCCCCACCGUGUUUGCUCUGUUCCGAAGGAGCACACAGGUUCCAGUGGAUCAGGAAUGUGGUCCCAGAGUUUGGGAUCUCCAGCUCGCAUGUCAAGGUGCUCUCAUCCCCAACUGAAUUCUACGAACUCUUGAAGGCACAGAUAAAGGCAGCGAAACGGCGAGUGGUGAUGGCGUCUCUAUACCUGGGAACGGGGCUCCGUGAACAGGAGCUGGUGGAUUGCUUAGAAGAAACCCUGGAGAAGUCGCUGCAAGCAAAGGGACCGUCUGACCUCAGAGUUUCCAUUCUUCUUGACUACACCAGGGGAUCUCGGGGCAGGAAGAAUUCUCGGACGAUGCUCAUUCCACUGCUGCAGCGGUUCCCUGGGCAGGUCCGUGUGUCCCUCUUCCACACGCCAAACCUGCGUGGGCUUCUCAGGCUCCUCAUCCCAGAGCGUUUUAACGAGACCAUUGGACUGCAGCACAUCAAGGUCUAUCUCUUUGAUGACAAUGUGAUCCUGAGCGGAGCCAACCUGAGUGAUUUGUACUUCACCAACCGUCAGGACCGCUAUGUUCUCCUGCAGGACUCUCCUGAGAUUGCAGACUUCUUCACAGAGCUAGUGGAUGCCAUUGGAGACGUGUCGCUGCAGUUACAGCAAGAUGAUACGGUGCAGAUGAAGGAGGGGAUGGUGCACCCGUACCGAGGAGACAAGAAGGCUUAUUGUGAGACAGCGAAUCGCAGAGUCAUGGAGGUGAUCAACGCUGCCAGGACACGGCAGGAACUCCUUCAUGCAGAGACUUUCCACAGCAGGAAGCAAGGCAGCUCCUUGUUAUCCCAGCAAGACUCUCAAGCCUCUGGGGGUCUGAAACCAGAACCUGACACCUGGAUCUAUCCCUUAAUCCAAAUGAAACCUUUUGGGAUUCAAAUAGAUGAGAUGGUGACAGAGACGCUGCUGACAGAGGCUGAACGGGAUGCCAGGAUAUACCUUACCACAGGCUACUUCAACCUGACACAGGCCUACAUGGACCUGGUGCUGGGCACUCGGGCUGAGUAUCGGAUCCUCCUGGCCUCGCCGGAGGUGAAUGGGUUCUUUGGUGCCAAGGGAGUAGCAGGUGCCAUCCCUGCUGCCUAUGUUUACAUCGAACGCCAGUUUUACAGUGAGGUCUGCUACCUUCACCAGCAGGAGAGGGUCCAGCUGCAGGAGUACUCGAGAGCUGGGUGGACUUUCCAUGCCAAAGGCCUCUGGCUGUACCUGGCUGGGAGUAACCUUCCCUGCCUGACUCUGAUUGGCUCUCCCAAUUUUGGGUAUCGGUCAGUUCACCGCGACUUGGAGGCUCAGGUUGCCAUAGUGACGGAAAACAAAGCCCUGCAGCAGCAGCUGCACCAGGAACAGGAGCAGCUUUACCUCUGCUCAGGGGUGGUCUCAUCAUCAACCUUUGAGCAGCCAAGUCGGUAUGUGAAGCUGUGGGUGAAGCUGGUCACACCUCUGAUUAAGAAUUUCUUUUGAAAGAAGAAGAGUUGCUGCUUUGGGUUAAAAGUCCAGACAUAGGUGGGACCUCUCAUCCGCGUCUUAUAGACGGGACAUUCGUAGGUGCUGGUGGUGUCCAGGCGGUCUGCAGGGACGGCUCUGAUGAAGAGGAUGGGCAUGGUGGGCGUCAGCUCCUUCAGCCUCGCGUCCGCCAGCGCUGCCGAGGGCACGUCCCAGCGCGCGCCUGCGGGGAGACGGCACCGGCUGUGCGGCUGCUGGGCUGCCCCUGGCACCCGCACGCAGUGACGGUGGGGAAGGAGUUGCUGCAGCAGCACAGCUGGGGUGGAGGUGCAGGGUGGGUAGUUGCGGGUUGGUAGUUGUUGGGGCCAACGUUAUCAUCGCACCGUGACCCCUGGAUGUGUUGUGGCUGACUGUGCGUGGGAUGUCUGGACGAAUCCUGUCCCCACUCACCCCUGCAGCAUGGGUUUGCAUGGCAGCUGCUUAGCUCAAGGCAAAGCGUGGUGGUGGUGGGAGCUAUAGUGAGCUGUCCUGUGUGGUCUGUACUAUUGGUGCUGUGUGACACCACCAGCUCCUUCCCCCUCAUUUCUUAGUAGCAAUUAUUCUAGGUUCUGUGUUUCCUGAUUUGUUUUACUCUCACAUCAAAGAAGACAUUUAUUUACUGGAAUGUCAAGGCUUCAGCUAACCCAGCCCUCAGGUUCAUGCCACACAAAAGCCAGCUGCCUGUGAGGCGGCCGGGUGCUGCCCUCAGCUGGUGUCUCCCACCCCCACGGGCUCUGCUGCUCAGCCCUCUGCAGAGCUGUAGAGUUCAGAGCCACCAGUGAGUGCUGACACCCACCCCCGGCAGGCUGAACUGGGCUUUCUGUGUCCACAACACUCCAUAGAAAAUGUGGUCUUUUACCUUCCAUGAAUAAUCCAUGCACGUAGGUGCCUUCUCGGGGCGGAGCUGUUAUCUCCUCACGGCUUUUCUUGGUCACAUCCACCGACAGACACAUCUUGUCCAGAGGCCAUUCGUUUUUCCUGGCUGUGGACUGCAUGAUAGCCGUGAGGAAGGACUGGGGGUUGAAGAAUCCUGACAGCCACACUGUUGCAGGCAGCACAAAGUCUGUUGUCCAGACUUCCAGUUCCUGGAAAAUCAAAACGACAAAGUCCAUGAGAGCAAAAUGUGGCCUUCGAGCAGCACAGUGCUGCUUGGAGACACCACGGGACAGAGCUGAUGCUUCCCUGUGCCUAACUCAAGCUUCAGUCAAUCUUCCAGAGGUGAAGACUAGGAUGGAGGUGUCUGUGAUGAAGAAAUAGCAGAUUCCACUGCAGCAAUUAAACUUAAACCCAGUAACUUGGAUUGCAGUAAAUAGUGCUGUUAUUUUUUUAACAAAGCCCCACUUUAAAUAGAUGGGUCUAUGACAUAUUUUCUCCUCUGAGACAGUUGUAUCGGGGUUCACUCGUGGUCUGUGGGAACACAGGGAUGCUGGGGGUGAGCCCUUCCCAAACUGCUGCUUUCCUCCCCGGGGUAAGGGGUCAUUUCAGGUACUUCAAACUGCUUAUGGUAAUACUGAAAAAUAAACGAGUUAAGCACCGUG